Messenger RNA from Phytophthora infestans T30-4, 2227 nucleotides. RefSeq lists its product as uncharacterized. Gene Ontology annotation, biological process: regulation of translational fidelity; 'de novo' cotranslational protein folding. The record is from RefSeq and is a predicted model, not a curated record. The coding region runs from base 47 to 2227 and encodes 726 amino acids. Gene Ontology annotation, cellular component: cytosol. The transcript has a single exon. NCBI's taxonomy places the organism in Eukaryota, Oomycota, Peronosporomycetes, Peronosporales, Peronosporaceae. Gene Ontology annotation, molecular function: zinc ion binding; ribosome binding; Hsp70 protein binding.
CCUUCCAGCAAAGAAGUUGACAUUUUCGUACCGGUACAGCAGCAUCAUGGCGGACCUGAGCUGGCAGGAGGCGCUGGCGAGCGAGACGGACGCCGCCAAGAAGGAGUGGAUGGCACUGGAGCGCCGCUAUAACUUGCAGCUGAGCUGUGAGGACCCUGCGACGCAAGACAAGCAUGUGCGUCUUUUCCUAAGUUUGUUGGAUCCGGAGCUGCCGACUCGGCUGACGGGCCAAGUCGAGCUGGAGGUGACGCUACCGGGAAAUUACCCGGUGGAGGCUGCCUAUGUGGACUUCACGCAGUGGAACAGUCGACUGUCGGACGAGCAGGUUGAAGCGCUGAACGUUGCGGUGAAUGCCAGAGCUCAGCAGCUGUGUGGAGGCUUCGCGCUGAGGAACCUACUGACCUGGAUCGACAAUAAUUUCUGGAGAGUCAUUGCACCGUUUGAGAAAGGCCUUGAAGCAGAGAAGGAAGCAGAAGAAGUGAGCCGCGCACAGGGCGAGGAGGAUUUGGCUGGAGAAGUCCCAGUUGUUGCAGAUAAGAAAUCAAAGAGAAGGCGUGGCCAACGACCCUGCCGAUUUUUCGUUAGAGGCAACUGCAGAGAUGGAGAGAAGUGCAAGUUCUCGCACGCAAAGAAGGAGGUUGUAAGUGAAAGAGAUGGCUCUGACGCUCCCGGUGCUGAUUCAGUAUCGGCUGUUCGAGAAGCUGACCCGACACGCCCACCUGUGGUGGCAGCACAACCGAAGAAGAAGAAAACGCGGACACGUAAGUGCAAGUUCUUCGCCCAGAGCAAGUGUCGCGACGGAGAUAAAUGUAAGUUUUCGCACGAGCUCAAGAACACGGGAACAAAUAGCAAUGGUGCAAAGCAACGAUCAGAUGCCCUGCCACGUGCUGCUGUUGUGCAGCUGGGCUCUCCAACUAAAGCUCCAGUCAUUGAUGCCGAGGUGAAAAUCACGUCAGCGCCAUCCAACAGUGAGAUUUGUAUCAGUCAAGCUGAAGACAGCUCAGAGUGGUCAGAAGUGCAACAGCGAGCACUUGACCUGGCUUUGAAAAAGUAUCCAGCUUCGAUGGACAUAAAGGAACGAUGGACAAACAUAGCAAGCGAGGUCGAGGGGAGGUCCCUGAACGAAUGCAUUGACCGCUUCAAAAUGCUGUGUGAGCUUAUGCGGCGUGGUGUGGAUCCUACGGCUGCUGCUAACGAGGAGAAGGACGAGGAGGAACCAGUAGAAACAAACAGAAGCGAACAUGACGCUCGAAACUCAAAAAUCACUCCCCUUGAAAAGCGUGUUACUAUCCAGACAGAACCUGAAGUCAAGGGCACUCAAAUCUGCCUCGAUGAUCUGUUCCUGCACGAAGUUGGCACGCUGGUGGCUCAUCGAUUGGUUUGCCAGGUCCAGUGCGAAAACUGUCCGCUUAAAUUCGACGCUAUCCUGAGUUUGGACUCGUCAGAAAUUCAGAAGUGGUGCCCUCGAUGCAGUGUGCUUCACCACGUGGUGAUGAGGCCGGUGUUUGCCCAUUCGCAAAGCAAUAUUCUAGCUUACGUUGACACUGAGAACUGCUCAAUUGUCGACGUGCUCCCCACGGAUAUGUUAGCCACUUGCUUGGAGUGUGGGUGCGAAGCAUUACUGGAGAGGAUUACGCCAAGACAACGAGCAGAGCAAUCAUGCUUUUCCUGUCACGUCAAACUUGCUGUGAUGGCAAAGCGCUUCGUGGCUGGUCAACUGGAGGGGGCAAGCACUAAACGUAGUCAUUCGCCCGACGGUACUGCGUCAAAGGUUGCCAAAAGCAGCAAGAAAGGAGCCAAACAGAUCGUGGAGACGUUCGUACUGGGACAGCCGCUGCCUCGCAACGGAGCGUGCGACCACUACAAACACUCGCUACGCUGGUUUAGGUUUCAGUGCUGUGGUAAAGCCUUCCCGUGCGAUGUUUGCCACGACUCGAGUGACUGCCCUGAAGCGAACCUUGGGAAAUUCGCCAGUCGGAUGAUUUGCGGCUUGUGCUCGAAGGAGCAAUCGAGUUCGACUAAAUUGUGUCCCUGCGGAAACGACGUAGCAUCGAAAAGAUCGACCUCUCAGCACUGGGAAGGUGGUGCUGGGUGCCGGGAUUCCUUGCAGAUGUCCCGCUGGGAUAAACAAAAGUAUCGCGGUCUGAACAAGACGGAGAGCAAGAAGUUCAAACGUGUUGGCGCAGAAGCGAAGAAGCGACGAGAGAAUGCCAAUGCGCAACAGUAG